AUGGGUCCUUUCCCAACCUCUUUUGGCGACCAGUACAUCCUAGUUGCACUCGACUAUGUCUCCAAAUGGGUUGAAGAUAUUACUAGCCGUACUAAUGAUGCACAUGUGGUCAUCAAAAUGUUUAAAUCAAUCAUCUUCCCAAGGUUUGGAGUACCUCGAAUUGUCAUAAGUGAUGGAGGGUCACACUUCGUCAACAGAAUCUUUGCCAACCUUCUGAAAAAACAUGGAGUAACUCACAAGGUCGCCUCUCCAUACCAUCCUCAAACAAGUGGGCAGGUCGAGAUUUUAAAUAGAGAACUCAAAAUCAUACUUCAGAAGACGACAGGAAAGACAAGGAAAGAUUGGAAUGCCAAAUUGGAUGAUGCUCUAUGGGCAUACCGCACUGCCUUCAAAACACCACUUGGUACAACUCCUUUCCAUCUUGUUUAUGGUAAAGCUUGCCACCUUCCUGUGGAGCUAGAACACAAGGCCGCUUGGGCCAUCAAGGAGUUGAACUUCAACCUAAAGACCGCGGGAGAAAGGAGGCUAAUCCAGCUCAAUGAGCUCGAUGAAGUUCGCCACUUGGCAUAUGUAAACUCCAAGAUCUACAAGGAGAAAACAAAAGAUUUCCAUGACCGGAAGAUAAUUCCAAAGAGCUUUGCCCCAAACGACCAAGUAUUUCUGUUCAACUCAAGACUAAAGCUCUUUCUAGGGAAGCUUCGUUCAAGAUGGUCUGGACCAUUCAAAAUUAAAGAAGUCAGACCCUAUGGAGCAGUAGUGCUUUGGGAUCCAAUGAGAGGAGAUUUCACAGUCAAUGGACAAAGGUUAAAACCUUACCUCGCCUCCACCUCAAUACCACAAGAGACUUCACUCGCUCUUGCUGACCCACCAGAUCUUUAG
Microthlaspi erraticum is the source of this 879-nucleotide messenger RNA. Lineage: Eukaryota; Viridiplantae; Streptophyta; Magnoliopsida; Brassicales; Brassicaceae. The record is from the annotation of a GenBank genome assembly.